GGCUGGGGGGGCCAUCGGCCGGUGCUGCCCCCCCCAUCUCCUUCAACGAGGCGCUGCAGUACUUCCAGACAACCGACCUCUCCGAGUGCCGGGUACGGGCAGGGCCCCGCGCUCUCGUCCUCUCUCGGGGGGUAGUUUUAGUAAGCCACCUCCUCUGCGGUCCCCCCCGGCUCCAGCCGCAGCUGCAGGGAGAGCGGGAGCUGGCGCUGGCCAUGGCGCAGUGUGCUCUGAAUGACAACGAGCAAGUGCACAUGCGCAUCCUGCAGACCAUUUACAAGCAGCUGACCCGCUCCAGGCUGGGCUGCCCGCGCUAUGGGGCGCACUGGGAGGAGCUCGGCUUCCAAGGUGUGGAUCCCGGCACCGACCUGCGUGGGACGGGGAUGCUGGGGCUGAUGCAGAUCCUGCACCUCGUCAUGGACUCCCAGACGCUGCCUCUGGCCCGGGAGAUCUUCCAGCUGUCCCAGCAUGAAACCCAGAAUUUCCCCUUCUGCAUCAUGUCGGUGAACAUCACCCGCCUGGUGCUGCGGGCCCUGCGGGAGGAGCGUCUCUCCAGGGUGUGCAACCAGCGGCAGCAGGUGAUCGCCGUGCUCAACGACCUCUACGCCGCCGCCUUCCUGCAGCUCUACCGCCUCUGGAAGGGGCAGCACAAAACCAUCGCUGACUCCGACCUCCUCCUCAAAGAGCUGGAGGCGUCCACCAAAAAGAAACCAAAGCAGCUCCUGAAGUCCCUGGAGGCCUUCGUGAACCGAAUUGCUCCAGGUGAGGCCUCUGUGCUCCCUCCCUUCCCGGCCUCCGUGCCUCAGUUUCCCCCUUCACACAAUCCAAAUUACAGCCCUGGGUGA
This is a messenger RNA of Mesitornis unicolor (brown roatelo), 842 nucleotides long. It is a transcript of the gene ELMOD3, whose product is annotated as ELMO/CED-12 domain containing 3. The transcript has 8 exons. The record is from RefSeq and is a predicted model, not a curated record. NCBI's taxonomy places the organism in Eukaryota, Metazoa, Chordata, Aves, Mesitornithiformes, Mesitornithidae. The annotation marks the transcript as partial.